Macrosteles quadrilineatus (aster leafhopper) is the source of this 1442-nucleotide messenger RNA. Its product is annotated as RE1-silencing transcription factor-like. Gene Ontology annotation, biological process: regulation of DNA-templated transcription. The coding region runs from base 53 to 1384 and encodes 443 amino acids. NCBI's taxonomy places the organism in Eukaryota, Metazoa, Arthropoda, Insecta, Hemiptera, Cicadellidae. Gene Ontology annotation, molecular function: RNA polymerase II cis-regulatory region sequence-specific DNA binding; DNA-binding transcription factor activity, RNA polymerase II-specific. The record is from RefSeq and is a predicted model, not a curated record. The transcript has 2 exons.
GAGAUAUGAGAAAGUGAACCGCGGAUCUGUCAGUGGGUCCAGUGAGGCAAGCAUGGAUAGCGAGUUCGAUCCGAGAUUGUUCAAGAAGUUCUUACGAGACAUAAACACCACCAUUGUGAGCACGAACCCCAAAACUGGCAAGAAGGAAUACACCUGUCCCCAUAGCUUGUGUGGGAAGGUUUAUAUGCACCAGGGAUCUCUGUUGAGACACCUCAAAUUUGAAUGUGGGCAGCUGCCAAAGUUCCAGUGCUCACACUGUUCAUACAGAACUAACCGCAAGGACAACAUCAAGAGCCACAUCCUUUGGAAACACGAUCCCAGCAAGAGGAUUCAAUGUGUGUUCUGCUUGAAGGUAUUUGUCCGCAAAUGUCGAUUGUUGGAACAUUAUGAUCUUUGCCAUCCUGAAGAAAAAGUUAACUUUCCUGCUCCUGAACAAUCCCUCUCAGUUUCUUCUUUACCUAUGGAUAUGGGAGAAUACGACCCAGAUGAUCCUGAAUAUACUUCCGAUGACACUUCAACUCCCAAAAAAUCUCGAGGUAGAAAACCUAAAUCACAGCAAAUGCCAAAUAUGACUAUCCCUCAAGUUCACUACAAUAUGUCUAAAAUAUCUCAAACUGUGAGAUCCACAAAGGGCAUUAAGAACUCUGAAACUUUGGCAAAGCCCACUGAAGACUUUUCAAAGCCAUCGUUCCCUGGUGAUAUAGAGAUGGUCACUGUAAAAGAGGAGCCAAGCGAUACCCUUGAGAGCUCUGAAAUAUUGAGAGCACCUACUGGCUUUGUAAGCUCUGAAACCUUUAGAAAAACCACUGAAGACCCAGGAGAAGGACCAUCCUUCCCUGGGUAUCUUAUAAGGGCAGUUAAAGUGAAGGAAUUUGCACUCGGCCAAACAUCAACUCCCAAAAAAUCGCGUGGUAGGAAAUCUAAACCUCAGAAAAUGCCAAGUGCGACCAUCUCUCAAGCUCCAUGCAAUAAGCCAAAAAAAUCUGAAAUCGUGAGAUCCACAAAGGGCAACUCUGAAACUUUGGCAAAGCCCACUGAAGACUUUUCAAAGCCAUCGUUCUCUGGUAAUGAUAUAGAGACGGUCACAAUUAAGCAGGAGCCAAGUGAUACUCUUGAAAGCUCAGAAAUAUUGACCACACCUACUGGCUUUGAAAACUCUGAAACCUUUAGAAAAACCACUGAAGACCUAGGAGAAGGGCCGCCCUUCCCUGGGAAUGCUAUAGAGACGGUUACAGUGAAGGAAGAAUAUGUAGAUCCUGAUUACUCCAUUGAGGAGUCAAACGCUGGAAGAGAUCCAUUCCAAACAACGCCAGCGUCUACAGCAGAUGGUGGUGUUAUUGGAGAUUAUGCAACAUUGUUAUCUGGAUUGAUGCCAAAAGAUUAGAGUGUAUAGGAACCUCUAAUCAGGCAUUUUGACUUAGAGGCACCAUAUUUCAGUUUUA